UCUUAAUUUCCCUCUUUGAUCAAAAUUUCUUGGGAUAUGAUUGAAAAUCACCCAAAAUAAGGGUGAUUUUUAUCAGCCUGAGCCAGGGCUAUUACGGAGCCUUUUCGUCAGAAUAUCAUAGGCGUAGAAGAGCCCUGACGACACAAGGUUGACACCUUCUAGCAACUUUUAGGUUGUAAUCGAAAUUUAGACCUUAGCAACUUAGGCUAACAUGAAAAAUGGAGUUAGUUGAUGAUGGAAUUACAAAAAAGUCUAAAACACACCAUAAUACGGUUUGUCCAAGGAGGUUUAAAAAUUACAAUCUAGUGAACUUUUGAGAAUUGAAGGUUACGGGCGGGAAUGAUAUGAGAACAUUGUCCGGGAAAAAUCUAUUCAAGGGGGAAAAUAGUUUCCUCACACUAAAACGUCACAAAUAUUAAAACAUGUUCUAGAAAGGUCUGACAUCACUACAACCUUUUUGAGAAACAUUUAUAUAUUUCCUGACAUUUAAGCUAAAGUCUACCAACAGUGAUAUGAAAUAAGGUGUGAAUUUUUUGUGUGAAUUUUAAGUAGGUUCAAUUUAUGUAAACAUAAAAUGUAGUACAGACGGAGAAUAAAUAAUGAUUUUCACUUCAACAAAAUUAUUUUAUUGACAAAUUCACUGCAGGAAUAUGUCGAAGCAUAUGGUUUUAUGUGAAGAAUUUAAAAGAGAAUAGAGACCUAUGAAAUAUUUAUAAUUUCAAUAGAACUUAUUACAUAUGUACUAAAAACCCACGUAAAAAAUUUUCACCUUCACAUCAUCAUCACAGCCAUUAAAAUGCAUUUUCGACAGUGCAAGCGAGAAGAUUUGGUCGAUGAACUUGGAAGAGAAAGGUUUAUGGAUUAUAAAAAAUCCAUCUUUGCCACUUUAUUUGCUUUGUUUAUGGCGUUAUGUGUCAUUUUUGCUUUUCUUUACAGCCAGUGUUUCGCAAGUUACAAAGAAAUAGCCGACCGAAGAGAUUACCUCUCUGAAAAAUAUGGCAUCUGCAACAAUUGUCAUGAGCACAGUUACUGCAGCAACAUGUUUAGCACUACGUAUCAAUGUUACUGUCGUCAUGGAUAUAUAGGUGAUGGUGUCAGUCACUGCGAAGAUAUCUCAUUCGCUAUCGAAUUUCGCGAAAAUGCAACAUCCUGUCCAACGAUCGACGUCAAUUUUCCGAAAACAAACACGUUUGGUUUUUGCAUGUGGUUGGAAAUGUCGCACGGCGGUUCGAAAUGGCUACCCAUCUUCUCCUACAUUGCUGAUAACCGUAAAGACAGUUUAAUGUUGUCUGUUAACAACGACGAACAGAAAUUAGAAUUGCAGAGAUUCGACAAAGCUAUUCCUAUCAAAAUUGAAAUCAUCCCGGAACAUUACUAUAUGCAUUUUUGCACUAAUUGGAAGUCGAAUGGCCAAAUUGAAUUGUAUGUCAACGGACAUAUAUAUAAGCAGGAACGACUCAUGGAUCAUCACUUCACAGAAGGUAUGCUAAAAACCAAAGGGAAGUUCUACUUAGGGCGAUAUGUAGAUGUUGUAGUCCCUCCGCGUGACAUUCGGAUGUACAAAGGAAAGAUUUCACAAUUUUUUAUGUACGACAAAUACCUCACCGCGAAGGAGAUUGUUAGGCUAUUCCAACACGACCCUUCAACGCAGGGUAUGUUUAUUUCGUGGUUAGAUUUCAAAAAUAAAACAUCUGGAUGGAAGAUUGCUGAGUCGUAUCAUAUAAUUUUGUAACUAGUAAUUUAAAAAAACCAUGAAGUUUUUUCCGCUCUUUUGUAUAUAAGAUACUAAUUAGCUCCAGAGGUUACAAAAUAGAAACAUAAAAACCGCAUGCGCGUGGCACAGUAAUGUUAACGGACAAGAUUUCAAAACCAAACUACAUUUCUAACAUGAAUUGUCUUGCUUUAAAUAUAUAUUGUUUAUU
Molecule: messenger RNA, 1922 nt
Organism: Hydractinia symbiolongicarpus
Lineage: Eukaryota; Metazoa; Cnidaria; Hydrozoa; Anthoathecata; Hydractiniidae
Product: neuronal pentraxin-2-like
Exons: 3
Coding region: 797-1732 (311 amino acids)
Source: RefSeq, a predicted model, not a curated record